Messenger RNA from Xylaria bambusicola, 1395 nucleotides. RefSeq lists its product as uncharacterized. The coding region runs from base 421 to 1014 and encodes 197 amino acids. Lineage: Eukaryota; Fungi; Ascomycota; Sordariomycetes; Xylariales; Xylariaceae. The record is from RefSeq and is a predicted model, not a curated record. The transcript has 2 exons.
CCCUCCCUAUUCUCCAGAAUAGGUCAAUGACAGUGCUUUCAACUCUUUUACCCGCCUGUCCCAUCUAUUUUGCCGGCGAAAUGAACAUCAAAAAAGGGGUGAGCACCGCAUCCGACCGCGCAUCGCGAAUAGAUUACCCUUACAAAUACCUCGUAAAGCCAAAAGGCCCCCAGGGACCAUAGAUGGGAGGACGCGCCGGGGUGAUGUAUAUUGCGACCGAUAUGAAUGCUGCCAGAUGCGGGAAAUGAUGAACGUCGGUACAAAAGGCGUAGCAGUCCUCGCUGUUGACGCUUGACUGAGUAGCAUAACCGCGAGCUAGCCCAACUGUAUAUCCAGCAAACAGAAAACAGGAAGAAGGAUAUUCUGUAGCAAUCGACUUCGAAUUAUUAGACUCCGUAGUUCGACCCAGGACAAUCCAAGAUGCUCUCCCCUCUCCUCAGCGCCACGGCCUUCGCGGCCCUCGUCCACGCCCACGGGUACAUCUCGAGCCCACCGAUGCGCAUGCCCGGCAACGCCACGACGACGGCGUGCGGGCGCUCCGUCGUAGCGGACAUCGUGCGCGACAAGACGUCGCACGUCGAGGGUCUCCCCGAGCUCGCAGCCAAGGACGCCGGCUACAAGGCGGCGCAGUGCAACCUCUGGCUGUGCCGCGGCGUGCAGUUCGGCGACAACGUGGCCAACGUGCAGGCGUACGUGCCGGGCCAGACGGUCGAGAUCAAGGUCGCGCUGACGAUCCCGCACGCGGGAAGCGCCAACGUCUCCAUCGUCGACACCAAGACGAAUGCCAUCGUUGGCCGGCCUCUGCUCAGCUGGCCGUCCGGAUAUGCCGAUGAGAGGCAGUUCUAUGGGAAGACAUUGCCGGCAAACCAGACUGAUUUCAAAAUUACGAUCCCGACGACGCUUGACGGCAAGUGUGCUACUGCUGGUGAAUGUGUGAUCCAAUGGUGGUGGUACGGUACAGGAGCAAAACAGACAUACGAGGCCUGUGUGGACUUCACGGUCGCCGCAGCUUAGACCUUGUGUGAGCAAGUCGAGAUCUCGGGAAAUUUACGUGUUGUUUUGCGAUAUCAUCUUUUUUGAGAGUAUAGUCUGGGUCGCCAUAAUGAAAAGACGAAAAUCGACCCUGUCUCUGAGCAUCCAUGCUUUUUCCACGUAAAUAUACCUAGAUACUUUAUAAGAAAUACUGAAUUGGUGUGGGAAAAGCGGCCAAAAUCAACUAUACAACUGUAAAUAUUCCCGAGCGUGAUAGAUCGUCUGUCCAACACAUUCAGCCCCCUACCCAGAACCCAUGUAAUCUAACACUACAUAUUGUCCGAAAUAUACUGAGUGUCAUAGAUACUUUCCAGAAUUUACCCAAGUGCUAGCUUACUUCAUUAUACAAUAUCUUUACCAGUU